AUGGUUUGCUCCUUCGCUACAUUCGAUGCCACAAAUGUUCUCAGUAGCGGUGCUCUGUCUAAGGAAGUCGACUAUAGCGACGGUUCUAAGCCCGAAGUCCCAGCCCCACCACGCGCGUCGGUUGUGCUUAACAUGAUCCUAAAUGAGGAGGGCCGGGACCAGCUGAACCAACAACAGGAGCCCCUCGUGGCAUUGCUCAAUCUCAAGGCACAGAAUCUCGGCCUUGGAUUGAAAAUCGCCAGUAGAGGAUUUUCACAACCAUCGUUCAUCACUAAGACCAAGGUCUUGACGACAUGUGCUGCUCCUGUGAGUAGUGAUGUAGAGAGAAAUUUGCCUGAUGCCGCUAAGAUCGGCGAAGUUACCACUGAAAAUGCCAAGUAUGCUAUUGUUCCUGAUACUACCUCUAGUGAGGAUGAGGAGGAAGUGGUAACCCCAGAGCCACCAAUUAAAAAACAAAAAACUCAUUCUGGAGCGCUGCUCAAGAAUGCUCCUCAUGACACAAGCACUCUGAUGCGGAAGAAAAGAGUCUUCAUACAAGGACUCCGCUGUAGAGGCGUGCAAUGUAACGUUUCUGCCGCUUAUUAA
Molecule: messenger RNA, 585 nt
Organism: Perkinsus marinus ATCC 50983
Lineage: Eukaryota; Perkinsozoa; Perkinsida; Perkinsidae
Exons: 3
Coding region: 1-585 (194 amino acids)
Source: RefSeq, a predicted model, not a curated record